AUGGAUGUUGAAAACACUCGGAGUGCUCUCGAACGCCUUGGAAUUACAGAUCUGUGGCUACCGCUGUCGAAACAACUACUCAAACGAUUCCUGGGUGGCCCCAAUCAUGUCUCAGAGUUUCUGGAACUACAAGACGAACAUCUCAAGGCGACUUUUGCACGUUGGACGCAGCCUGUCUCAGGAGAACACAUAUAUGACAUGAUGAUCAAUCAUUGCGAAUUUGAGGACGACGAAGAGAUAUUUGAAGAGAAUCGGCUUCUCGGCGAAGGCAUGGUUGGCCUCGUCGAAGAGGUGACGGUACGAUCCCGAGAACCACCCAUCAUAUGCGUACGGAAGAAGAUCGUGAGACCCAAACAGCUCAAAGCGCAUCAACAACUCAUGUCUGCCUUCAUGCGGGAGAUCAAUGUCAUGCGUCAAGUUGAUCAUCGACACUGUGUUCACUUUCUUGGGAGCUACACGGACAACGAGUCUGUCAAUAUUCUGUCAACGCCUGUGGCUGAUAUGGAUCUUGCUACCUUUCUCGAUGAGCCUAUCGGGGAUCAGGAGUGGAACAUACUCUAUACGGGCAUCGAUUGUCUCUGCGACGGGUUAUCAUACCUUCAUGAGAACAAGAUUCGGCAUGAAGAUUUGAAGCCCCAAAACGUUCUUGUCCAUGGUCGGAACCUGUUGCUUACCGACUUCGGUUUCAGGCAAGUGCCUGUUUCAACAUCAUUACUUUGGUUCUAA
Molecule: messenger RNA, 726 nt
Organism: Alternaria infectoria
Lineage: Eukaryota; Fungi; Ascomycota; Dothideomycetes; Pleosporales; Pleosporaceae
Exons: 3
Coding region: 1-726 (241 amino acids)
Biological process (GO): protein phosphorylation
Cellular component (GO): cytoplasm
Molecular function (GO): ATP binding; protein serine/threonine kinase activity
Source: RefSeq, a predicted model, not a curated record